AUGCAAUUCAUUACUAGCUAGCGGGUGCUGUUCUGUGCUGGCGAUGCAAUGAAGGUACUUCACGACGCUCGAGUAACUUCGUGGCUGUUCUCGCUGAUUCAUGUGCUCCAUCCGAGUGAGGGCCGGACCAUCUCUUUGGUCGAGUAUGUAGGAAUGUCCUCGAUGGCAAGGACGAGGCAGCGGCCCAGCAUCGACGGAUCGACGUCAAGCUUUCAAUCAGCUCGUAUAUUGGCUACAUCAAAAUCAGUCAUCAUCUCCUAAGGAAACGAUAUGAUUUGACACCUCGUCGCAGUACCGGGUACAGCCAUCAAUCAUAUCACGAGAGUAUAAUCCUCGGAAGCGUCAUACACCGAUUGUUGUAUGCAUUUGAACCCUCCAUCAAUGAACGUGUGUCUUAAAAGACUAAAAAGCUUCAUGUUCAGAAUGUAUCGAAGAACAGCCAGGUACUCGACGUACCUAUAGCCUCAGCUGGUUCUUCUCCCUGAGAUUUAGUUACCUCUACAGAACGGACAGGUUGUGGACAUCAUCGCCGUUAGCCACCGGAGUUCAUCCGCGGAUUUGGCUCCGACAGCCAAUGUCUGCCAGUGAACCCGUCGAUUGAAUCCAUGGCAGCUACUCGUUUCCAAGUAUGUUACAUGACUGUAUAGCUGUGCCUGUCAGGCAGCAAUCCAAUAAUGAUAGGCGUCUCUUUAUUCGUCCCCCAUGGCCGAAACCGAAAUCCAAUCGGAUCUUCUGGACCUCACUGAUUGGUUAUACGCAGGACCCGCAAUCUUUUAUAAAGGGAUUGCCACUCUUCUUUCUCUCUUCCAUUUUGACCAGGCACUCUUCCACUUCUUUUCUCUUUCUUAUUCCUAUUCCUAUUCAACUUUUCACAUUAAUUUUAUUCUAGUGAAACAUGUUGCACUCUCCUCUUGUGGCUCUUUCUCCUAUUUCGCCUAUUAGAGAGACAUUCCCUGCGAUUUGGCCGCCCCAACAGAGGAAGACCCAAGUUCAAAGCGUUCAAGUUCAAAGCGUAUAUGAUAUUUUAAGCAAAUCACUUAGUUUUACCAAUGACGGGAAAUUCUGGUGGGAUACGACAGGACGUAUGCUCGCGAGCAUGUUCAGUCUUUUAGGAUAUGAUGUCCACGUCCAGUAUUUCCACAUGCUCUUUUUCCACCUCCGUGUUCGGCCAUACAUGGGUCCGCGACCCAACUGGCAGAAUCAGGCGGAGUUCAAGUCCUAUAUGACCGAUGACCACACCCCAAUAGAAGUCAGCUGGAUCGUCAACCCUGACGGGACAGCCACUGUUCGGUAUGCUAUUGAGCCCAUCGACCUCAACAGUGACAACUCCAAGGCUGCUGCUCUCCAAAUGGUUGAAGAACUCAAGCCCGCUAUUCGAAACCUUAACCUCGAGUGGUUCGAUAUCUUGAACGAUGCUUUGGUUUGGCAUGGAAACAGCAACAUUGCUGGCGCAAAGCACGCUACGCAGUAUUUCUUAGGUUUUGAUUGCGCACACACCGGAAACGUCACUCUUAAGGCGUACUUCCUUCCUGAAAUCAAGUCAGUCAAGACACGGGUUUCCAAAGAUGAGCUUGUUUCCCGUGCGCUCGUGGCAUUGGACCACGGUUUGGAAACACCCUGGAAAGCAACUGUGGACUACUUUGACACUCUCCCAUCCUCAAUAAGACCGAGCGUGGAGAUCAUUGCCACCGACUGUGCGGCACCAAAAGACAGCAGAAUCAAGGUUUACGUUCGUACUCGAUCGACCAAGUUUUCUGACCUCGAAGGCCUCAUGACUUUGGGAGGAAAAUUGAAGGGUAAGGUCAUCGAGGACGCAAUGAGCAAUCUGACCAGCCUUUGGGAGAUGAUCAUGCGCGUCGACACGUCUGCUCCAGACUGGAAAGAACAGCGCCUUACUCCUCGCCUGUCGGUUGAAGCCAAUGACAACCAUAUUACAGGAGGCUUGUUGCUUUACUACGAACUCAAGCCAGGUUGCCCACUACCAUUCCCAAAAGUCUAUCUGCCCGUUCGUCACUACUGCUCCGACGAUCUUGCGAUCGCUGAGGGUAUGGAGGCGUAUCACCGUAAGAAGGGUGGCGUAUUUGUGGACGGUUACAUCCGCGAUGUGGAGUCCAUCUUUGGCAGACAUCGUUCAUUAAGUGCGAGAACAGGAAUCCACACAUACGUUUCGUUGGCAAUCAAGAAGUCGGACUUUGAGGUGACAAGUUAUUUCAACCCAGAGGCAUACGCUCCGGAGCGAUUCCUAUAAUCUAUCCUACUCAUAUACUAUCCUUCAUUUCUCUUUUUUUGUUUUCUUUGAGGUUCAUUCAUUUUUAUCGCCGUUCGUGACUCUUUCCUCUCAUACAAACAUUCUUUUACAUAAGUUAUACAUCCUGCGCUAGCGUAGGCAUGUUUGUUUAUUGAUUACUUAUUUAUUGAGUCACGAACAUUGGCAAAGCAGCAUGUAACAGUCAUUGCAUAGGAAGAAAAACAUGGCCGGUCUUAAUUGGUGUAU
Serpula lacrymans var. lacrymans S7.9 is the source of this 2494-nucleotide messenger RNA. It is a transcript of the gene ppt1.1, whose product is annotated as tryptophan dimethylallyl transferase variant 1. Bases 896 to 2248 code for a protein of 450 amino acids. NCBI's taxonomy places the organism in Eukaryota, Fungi, Basidiomycota, Agaricomycetes, Boletales, Serpulaceae. Gene Ontology annotation, biological process: alkaloid metabolic process. The record is from RefSeq and is a predicted model, not a curated record. Gene Ontology annotation, molecular function: transferase activity, transferring alkyl or aryl (other than methyl) groups. The transcript is spliced from 7 exons.